GUGUUCCGAAAAUCAACACAAAGUGGAAGCGCCUUAAGCUGAAGGUAUAUUGUUUGUACUGAAGGAGCUCCUGUGUGGACAAGCAGCGCUGACAGCUCAAAUGGAUCCCAUGGAACUGCAAAAUGUCAACAUUGAACCUGACGAGGAGAGCACCAGUGGAGAAAGUGUCCAAGAUAGCUACACUGGGAUGGGAAAUUUAGAAAAAUCAGCAAUAAGCAGUCAGUUUGCUCAUGAAGAUGCUGAAAGUCAGAAAUUCCUGACAAAUGGAUUUCUGGGGAAAAAGCAGCUGGCAGAUUACGGGGAUGAACACCCUGGAACCACCUCCUUCGGGAUGUCUUCGUUCAACCUGAGCAACGCCAUCAUGGGCAGCGGCAUCCUGGGCCUGUCCUACGCCGUGGCCAGCACGGGGAUCGUAGCUUUCGUAAUCAUGCUUCUGGCUAUGGCAAUAUUAUCACUUUAUUCAGUCCACCUUUUAUUAAAGACUGCCAAGGAAGGAGGAUCUUUAAUUUAUGAAAAAUUAGGGGAAAAAGCAUUUGGAUGGCCUGGGAAAAUUGGAGCUUUUAUUUCCAUUACAAUGCAGAACAUUGGAGCAAUGUCAAGCUACCUCUUUAUCAUUAAAUACGAACUACCUGAAGUAAUCAGAGCAUUCAUGGGACUUGAAGAAAAUACAGGAGAAUGGUACCUCAACGGCAACUACCUCGUCAUAUUUGUGUCUGUUGGAGUCAUUCUUCCACUGUCUCUUCUUAAAAACUUAGGUUACCUUGGUUACACCAGCGGAUUUUCUCUGACCUGCAUGGUGUUUUUUGUCAGUGUGGUGAUUUACAAGAAAUUCCAAAUACCCUGCCCUCUGCCCAUUCUGGAUCAUACUGCUGGAAAUGUGACAUUCAACAAUACGCUUCCAGUGCACCCGGUAAUGUUGCCCAACAGCUCUGAGAGCAGCGGCGUGGACUUCAUGCUGGAUUACACCCGCCAGAGCCCUGCAGGGCUGGACGGGAACCAGGCCAAGGGCUCUCCUCCCGGGACUGGAGUAGAAUAUGAAGCUCAAAGUGACGACAGAUGUCAACCCAAAUACUUUGUGUUCAACUCGCGGACGGCCUAUGCAAUUCCUAUCCUAGCGUUUGCCUUUGUGUGCCACCCCGAGGUCCUUCCCAUCUACAGUGAGCUUAAAGACCGGUCCCAGAGGAAGAUGCAAACCGUGUCGAAUGUUUCCAUCACUGGGAUGCUGACUCUGUACGUGCUGGCCGCCCUCUUUGGUUACCUGACCUUCUAUGGAGAGGUUGAAGACGAGCUGCUCCACGUCUACAGCAGGGCCUGCACGUUUGAUGCCCCCCUCCUCGCGGUGCGGCUGGCUGUCCUCGUGGCCGUGGUGCUCACUGUGCCCAUCGUCUUGUUCCCAAUUCGGACGUCAGUGACCACACUGUUAUUUCCCAGAAGACCCUUCAGCUGGAUAAGACAUUUCCUGAUUGCAGCCAUGCUUCUUGCACUUAAUAAUGUCUUGGUCAUCCUUGUACCAACUAUAAAAUACAUCUUUGGGUUCAUUGGGGCAUCUUCCGCCACUAUGCUGAUUUUCAUUCUUCCAGCAGUUUUUUAUCUUAAACUUGUCAAGAAAGAGCCUCUCAGGUCUCCCCAAAAGAUCGGGGCUUUGGUUUUCCUUGUGGUGGGGAUCGUCUUCAUGAUUGGAAGCAUGGCCCUCAUUAUAACUGACUGGAUUUACAACCCCCCAUAUUCCAAGCAUCACUAACGGAGGAAAAAAUAUCUUUUCUAUUGGAAAUGGUUACAAAUUAUGCUCCAAAAGACAUUUGAGUUAUCUUGACUGAGUGUUACUCAGGAAAUAACAGGAAGACUCCAAAGACUUCCUAGUAACAUCACCAGGUACCAGCAGGAGAAAAAGUCAUUUUUGUCACGAGUGGCUGUUUAUAUGUUUAAAAUCUGUGGUGCACAUUUCUGCCCAGGUUUCACCAAAGCAGUGAGAGAUGUACUAGCUGCAGUAAUGGUUGUCAGAUAAUACCUCCCCUCCUUCCCUGUCUCCCAGGAAGAGCCAGAUGCGUGUAUUCUCGGAACAUCAAAAAUGCCCCAGGGGCAAAGCUACCUAUCACCACUUGUGCCUUCUCCCAGUCUUGCACCAGAUAUUAUCAAUCUAUUUAAUAACACAGGCAAAAGGCAGGUCUAGAGACCGUAAGGCACAUGAAUGGUUGGACACCAGGCUAGAACAUCUGUCUUAUUGUCAGCAGCAAAGAAGUAUUUUACUCACCCUGUUUUGACACUGAAUUAGUGACUUCUUCAUUUUGUAACCAUUAAAACAUCUCACUAAACAUUGAGAGGGGCUUCAUUUAAAUCAUAGAGCAACAACGAAAAUGCUUCUAGCUAAACUGCCUAUUCUGGAAGCAUCGGCUUUUUAAUGUUCCAUGUAGGCCUCUUGUCAUACUUCUGUCGUUGAACAACGUUCUCCCUCUCGUCUUCCAGUCUCAUUCAGAAUUUUUAGGAGACCACGAUAUGUGGAAACACACUGCCCAGUAUUGUUUGAUACAUUUUUAUUUGAUAAACAUUCAGUGCAGGGAACUGUGAUUGCUAUGUUUGUAUAUAUAAUCUUAUUAUGUAGUCAUCAGAAUUUUAACAUAUGGUACAUUUGAUUAUUGUUUUUUACAUGCAUAGUUCUCUCUUCCCAGUCAAAACAUUUAUAUUAUUGGGGGUGGGGGCAGGGAAUUAAGUUGAUGGGCUCAAAAAUCCAUUUGUAUGUAUCUGUCUAUGGAGAUAUUUUAAGUUUGAAGCCUAAGUUAUAUAAUAGCUCAGCAAUGCUCUUCAGUGUUUACCAUAGCCACAAUCUUCUAUAAGAAAAUGAGUCUCUUUUGCAAAUCCUUAUCAACACUAAGGUGGCUCUUUCAACUUAGCACAUCUAAGACAGGAUUUAGUUCAUUUGUAGCUUGCAUAGGUGUCUGCUGACUUUCAUUUGCUAUUGAGUACAACAUUGAGGGGUUCUCCAUAAAAUACAAGUGCUAACACUACAAAGAGAUGCAAACUAUUAUUAUUUCUACAACAUACAUGAUAUGGAUUUAAAAAUUAUUACUCAGGGCCUAGAAUUUCUGGAGUUUGUGAUUUUUUCCCCCAAAUCAGUAGCAAGAGCAUUUGUUGAAUAUUUUAUAUUUUAGUAAAACCAAGUAUAAAAUACAAGUAUCAUAAGUAUAAUAUUAAAUCAUAUUUCAAUAGUUUUUCUGGAAUGUGCUUUAAGAAAAUAUGUUUUAUGUACUAUUUUCUAGAGACAUACUGCUAUAGAAUGGUGCACUUUUAGAAAUUGAGCAUUACUAGAAAUUAUAACUUUUGAGUUAUUGCAAAAAUUUGCCAAAUAGCAUCUUUAAGAUGUAUUUCCAUUUUAAUUCACCUAAAGAGUAUACCAAAAUAAAAAAAUGGAAAAGAUACCUUGGUGUUAAAACAAAGGUUUAAUCUGAAUGUAUUUAGAUGUAAAUAUCAAAGAUUAAUCCAAAAAAAGGAAAACUGUAAAAUUUGUAUAUAUUUUGAAUGCUUUACAUUUGAAAUAACUUGAAAAUACCGACAUUUGUAAUUAUAUGAAUAUUCAAGAGCAAUACUACAAUGCCAAGUAUUAAAGCACCAUUUUUUUUUCUCAUGGCUAUUUUCAGAAUUACAGUUCACAGACUGCAGGGCAGACUUACACAUGGUAUCUUGUACCGGUUAAUUUAACCUCAUUUAUAAACAGAUGAAAAUUUUAUUUUCUUAUUUCCUUUAUAAAAUGGUUAAAUGUACUGGGAGGCUUUUUUAUUAUAGAAAGUGUAUAUUGGUAUAUAAUAAAUGAACUUUUCAAAUGAC
Molecule: messenger RNA, 3819 nt
Organism: Manis javanica (Malayan pangolin)
Lineage: Eukaryota; Metazoa; Chordata; Mammalia; Pholidota; Manidae
Source: RefSeq, a predicted model, not a curated record